Messenger RNA from Oncorhynchus kisutch (coho salmon), 4006 nucleotides. Its product is annotated as oxysterol-binding protein-related protein 10. Bases 245 to 2596 code for a protein of 783 amino acids. Gene Ontology annotation, cellular component: membrane; cytosol. The transcript has 13 exons. The record is from RefSeq and is a predicted model, not a curated record. Lineage: Eukaryota; Metazoa; Chordata; Actinopteri; Salmoniformes; Salmonidae. Gene Ontology annotation, molecular function: cholesterol binding.
CUGCACUGUGAUUUCUCAACAACACGAAAACGUUAGAGCCACUAUGCUUCUAUCGCCUCAGAAAGGGAACUACAGCAGUGCUCUUCAUACAACUGCUGGGAAUUAUGCUUGGUUUCUUGGGCAGAGGGACGUUCACAUCACCAGCGAAACAUGGAUAUUACAUAUUUAAUGCUAUCGAUUUAGGUCAGUAGACAUACAAUUUACCACGAUUUUCCUGCUCGACUACGUUUAUCGCGUCGUCAGUAUGGAGAAGAUGCUCUGCAGUCCGCAUCCUGGGACAAAUAAAACGAACUCUGCUUCACUGCCGUCGGACAAGGGGAAUUCGGCGAGACAGAUCGGACGAGCUGGUUCUCAUAGCCCCGGCUCGGCUUCACUUGGGAGCGGGGCCGGUGGAGGAGUGAGUCGGGGUGGUUUUUUAGGAAACAGUAUGAAUUUUCAGCAAGCGUGUAAGCGUCAGUUAGAAGGAGUGUUGAGCAAAUACACAAACUUAAUUCAAGGAUGGCAGAACAGGUACUUUGUGCUGGAUCCAGAGCUGGGACAGCUGCAGUACUUUGUACAUGAACAGGGCAAGAGCCAGAAGCCCAGGGGCUCCUUGCCUCUGAUUGGUGCAUCGGUUGUCCAGAGUGAUGAGGCACCACACAUGUUUAUCGUCAACUCGUUCAAUGGCGAGCUUUACAAGCUCAGAGCAUCCAAUGCCAAAGAGCAGCGAUUCUGGAUGAACCAACUCCAAGCAUGUGCCAGACGCCACUCCGACAGCAGUGCCAAGGUGUGGAAGUUGAAGGGGUCGGAUGAGCACCUGAAUGUGGAGAGAACGACGGGAGGCAGCCAGGAGGGGCUGGGCUCAUCAUCUUCCGGUCGGUCCCGUAGUGUCUCCCUCCUGCCAGCCUCCUCUUCGCCUGGUACCCAGAGGCACUUGGCGGGUUUGGGCACACCCAGCAACAUCGUGACCAUCACCCACCACAAGUCUCCAGCCGCUGCCCGACGGGCCAAAAACCAGUAUCCUGGCAGACUGCUGGAGGUCAAAGAGGUGAUGAGCCAAGCAGAGUGUCAACAGAAGAACCUGGUCCAGUCCAUCGAGUCCCUCCCCACGCGAGGACCCCUUUCCUGCCUGGACCAGGACCUCCUGCUCCUCAAAGCCACGUCAGCUGCCACCAUGAGCUGCCUGGGAGAAUGCCUGAACAUCCUGCAACAGACCCAGACCCACAGCCAGCCCCAGGCCUCCCAGCCCAACCACACCUGCGGACCCUCCUCCGAUGGUGUUCCUGUGUGGACUGUACCAAAUUCCCCCUCGGGGGAGCAACUAAAGAACGGUGGCCCAACCGCUCUACGCUCUGCAGAGCCCUCCCCAGCCCUCAGGAAAAGAAGCCCCCAUGGUGCUGAGCACCCAGCAGGGUUGGAGGCCAUCAGCCCCAGUGAGGAGGUGACUGACAUGGAGGACAAUGAGGAAGAGGACCUGGGAGUGCUGGACGACCAGCGGAGCAUCAUCCUGCACCUCCUCUCCCAGCUCAAACUGGGCAUGGACCUCACCCGGGUGGUGCUACCCACGUUCAUCCUGGAGAAACGCUCCCUGCUGGAGAUGUACGCUAACUUCAUGGCCCACCCGGACAUGUUCCUGUCCAUCACGGCUGGAGCCACGGCGGAGGACCGCAUCGUACACUUUGUGGAGUACUAUCUUACCGCCUUCCACGAGGGCCGCAAAGGAGCUGUGGCCAAGAAGCCCUACAACCCGGCACUGGGCGAAACCUUCCACUGUUCCUGGGAGGUGCCUCGGGACAGAGUGAGGCCCCUCAGGUCUCAGGGCCCCAGGGAACCAGCCUCCAGGGUCCCCAACAACACCCAACCGCAGGACGGUCCGUCGGGGAGCGAGUGUUACCGCGUUCGCUUCAUGGCCGAGCAGGUGUCCCACCACCCGCCUGUCUCAGGGUUCUACUGCGAGUGCCCAGAGAGGAGGAUGUGUGUCAAUGCCCACGUGUGGACGAGGAGCAAGUUCAUGGGCAUGUCCAUUGGUGUGUCCAUGAUAGGGGAAGGGACCUUAUGCCUCCUGGAGCAUGACGAGGAGUAUGUGUUCACUCUGCCCUGUGCCUACGCCCGCUCCAUCCUCACCGUGCCAUGGGUGGAGCUGGGUGGCAAAGUCACCAUCAACUGUGCCAAGAGUGGAUACUCUGCCACCGUCACAUUCCACACCAAGCCUUUCUAUGGAGGGAAGGUACACAGGGUGACUGCAGAGGUCAAACACAACCCGACCAAUACCAUUGUGUGCAAGGCCCAGGGGGAGUGGAACGGAACCCUGGAGUUCACCUAUAGCAGCGGGGAGACCAAAGUGAUUGACACAGCCAAACUGCCAAUCAUCAAGAAGAAGCUCCGGCCUGUGGAGAAGCAGGGACGGAACGAGUCCAGGCGGUUAUGGCAGCAUGUCACCAAGUCACUGAAGGAGGGGAACAUUGACGAGGCCACGGAACAAAAGCGGCGUCUGGAGGAGCGCCAGAGAGGGGAGGAGAGGCAGAGAGCUGCAGUCAACUCGCCCUGGACACCCAAAUAUUUCAGUAAAAAGGGAGAAGAUUGGAUCUACCACAAUCCUCUGUGGAAAUCUAACUGACACAAGAACCAGACUGCUCUAAUGGACACUAAGAGAGCCUCUAUCCCCCUAAACGAGGGGCCAGGCAAGGAUAAGGAUGGAACUGCCACUCGCUCUCCAUUGGGACCAGAGAUACUGACUCUUAAUGACAUGGACAAAGGUCCCACUCAUGGGAAUCAAGUGCUUUCCACUUGAACUACGAAGGUGGGAGAGACCGAUGUAGCUUUUUAUAGUAUUCGAGGUUAGAGAAUUUCAAUUUCUUACUUUGCCAGGGCCUUUUGCAAAUGCACGGUAUGACAUGAUUUGCCACUGGUAUUUCUUUCCAGUUGUGUUGACACACACAUGAUCCUUUUCGGUUCAAACGCCUUUAUUUGUCACGCAGCAUCAGAAUGCAGUGGUAGGAGGAAGACGGCAAAUAUGCUUGGAGGUAUGUUGUUACAUUAAUUCCUGACAAAUGCUGUUGACUAGGAGCAGUCUUAUCACUUUCAGUUGCUAUUCUAUCCAGACCUUUGACCAUUCCUGAAAUGACUCUUUGCCUCUGUUCUUCCAUGCACUACAGAUUUCCAUCACUCUUAUUACAGCCGUAAUCCCAUACCAUCACCCUUUUACUUUACACAGUCAACACUCCAUUGGAUCCCAUCUUCCAGGGAUGUGUCCUUAGCAUUGAUAUCGCAUAAUUAAGCUGGAUCUGUACCCAGCUCACGACUCAUGCUAAUAUCUCAGUGAGCCACAACCCCAUUCUCAGAGGGGCACCGUCUCUCCACAUGUCAAUCAGGAUAUGAGGUACUGUGGUGGUGGUGGUGGUAAAGGGGAUGUUUUGGGUUAUACAUAGCCAUUAUAGAUUUACAUUUUCCCAAAUACUAUAUCGGAUGGCCUUUAUUUAGCCAAACAUCUAAUGGAAAAUCAUUUGCGCCACCUUUUUGUUCUUAGAAAAGUGAUCAAUGUUAUAUUGUCAACCAUCCAUGAUUAUAGACUGAGGGGCUUGCUGCGUUACAUUGUAGUACCUAUACUAAUGGCAGGAUCAUCUUGCAGUGAAGAAAAUUAGCUGUCACAAAGCUGUCCAGUUUCUUGUAGCACUCAAGUGUGUUCUUGAAUUAGUGACCUUGACAUCUGGCAAUAUGCAGAUGCAUGCAUUUGAUUACCGAGUCUCCAGCACUCAGUAAUCAAGACGUGCAGAUACACAUUGUGGGUUAUUUGGAAAGAUUUGUCCACAAAGAUGACAUUUUAUUCACCAUGUGUCUCAAAUUGAGAUAUUCUGACUGUAUUUGGGUUUUGUAGAGCACGGUGAUGUACCCAAGAGCUUGAACCAAACUCCUCAUUCAUUUGGAUUAAAAAAACCUAUGCAACACCCCAUUUGUUAUUACAUAGGUUGAAGGUAGGAAUGGGGGCAUAAUUGUUUUGUUCUAAUAAAAUGUGCCCUGGCAAUCACUG